AUGAACGAAAUCUACGCAAACUUCGAUGAGGAUCAGGGACCGUACCGGAUCUUCAGCAAACUCAAGCAGGUGCCUGCAGCCUCCUCUGCUUUGAUACUCUGCUAUGAUAGUAAAUGUUAAAAUGCUCCUGCAAUACACAUGUGCUAAAUUAGGUCCUCCGAUGCUCAGAUAUUAUACUCCAUUGCUCUUGUUGCUGCCCCUGCGUGCCCUUGCCGUAUCGUCUUCGUACUCUGUCACUGCACAAAGAUCGGAACAAAUAAAGCUAGAUUGAUCCAUUUCGGCAUCCCGAGUGGCCCGGGCCGCAGCGUCAAAAAAUUAAAGUGGACACUGAGACGAAAUCGAAUGAAAAUAUAACAGACCCUGGAACAGAACUUGACGAAGAUGUACCGGGCUCUUGACGUGGCGGAGCGAGAGCCUAAGUUUUUGCAGCGCACGAAGAUCAACCCCGAGGUGCAGGACCGGUUGAUGUACUUCAACCAAUUGAUGUUCGUCCUGCAGAGCCAGCCCGCUUUUAUUUCCCGGCUUGGGACCCGCAUGCCCAACACGAAGCCGGAGCUGGACGCGCUGUGGAUGCGGUUUGUCGAGUGUUUGUUCCGGGACCGCGGGAACAUCCGCGUCCGCACGGUGUUCAAAGCACUGAUUCGCCUGGUGAUGAUCUGGGAAGCGGACUGCACCAACACGUUUGAGGACCUGUUCGCGCCCACUACCAAGACGGCGCGCCUUUUCGAAUAUCUGGCUUGUGGGCGGAUGAACUGGUUCCCCUCCGCGAACGCGGAGUACGUGACAGUACACGGCUAUCCAAUGCAAACGUGUCUGGGUCUGGAAACGUGUAGUGUUGGGCUGUGAAUACGAGUAGGGAACGCUCUGUAACGCGCAGCCGGCCAUGAAAAAUAUUUGCUUGGCUUUGUGUUGCGAAAAUGUUGUGUUUUCCGCAUGACAAACGAAGCUGCGUUUUUGCAUGAAAAGGAUCUCUUCUUGGACGCGCCGGACUGAAUCGGGCCGGCAGAGGACCGGGUAAUCGCUCGCUGGUUACUUCUAUGUGUGACUUUUGUGCGAGUUGGGCGCUGGCCGACUGACCACCAAGCACUGACCCUAAUUGACAGAGCGAUCGGACUGACGAGGCGCGUCAGGAAACGCCACUUUGGUCACUCAACAUUCUUCGACAUGCAUUAAGUCAGGUCAGACACGCGUGACAAUCCUUGCAUCCUUCCAGACGUAGACAUAGAUAUUUGCAAUGCAUAAAGGCACGGAAAACGAGGAGGAGCACCAGGAGGGCGGGCAGAAGAGCGCGUAUGGGCGCGUCUUCUCGCGUAUCCUGGACGUGAGUAAUGACAAGUCCCUGCUCGCCCUCGUUUUCCAGUACACCAUUGCGCGCCAGAACAAGCAGAAGGAAGACGUCUUCUGGGGGCUGGACGCGGACGCAUGCUACAACUAUCCCACAGAAAAAAGCGUGGCAGGUCACAUCUGUAUAUCGAUAUGCAGAAAAAUAGGCAAAAAAGCUGCUUCGCAUACGUAACUGAACCAGCGUGCUAUGGGCUCGCGCGUGACAGGAUUUCCUGUGUGUCAUCUGUACGUAUAGUUUUUGUAUAUGCAAGUGCUUGCACCAGCUUCUGCCAGCUUUUUAUUUUUCUGGGAUAUCAACUUCAAAACGAAGACGCUCCGUAGCCAGUCGGGUCACAAGCACGCUGCGCUGCACGAGGAGGGCGUUGGCGACGAGGACGAGCGGCGGCACCUGUACCAAGAAUCGGGGAAGCACAUGAAGCACUUUUUGCAGGACGUCUUUUUCCCCCAGUUUUUCAACAAGCUCACAAAUCUGGUGAGCCGCGACCUGGCCUGCCUGUUGCAGCGGGCCUACUUGGUGAUCGAAGAUCUGGACAUUGCGUACCACUACACCACCAAGGCCUCGGGAAAAGACCUCCCCGAUCCGCGGAUCUGCAUGCCGAUGAUGAACCUGCUGCUGGGGCACUACGUCGCGCCGCUGCUGAUCAAAGCGGAGAACCAGCUGACCCCCUACAUCCGGCUGCAGCUAAAGCAGAAGUGCCGCAAAAUCCUCGUCGAGGAGCGCAACGUGAAGCCCAACGCCCCGAACCUGAACCUCCGUGUGUUGGCUAUGAUGCGGCACUUCUACGAGAACGUGAAAGCGCUGGGCAUGCUGCUGAAGAAAACGGUUACGGGGGACUGGAACGCAGCGGAGAACCUGAUGCACGGCAUCAGUGCGAAGCAGGUCGUCCCGACCGUGCUUUCCGUCCUGACCCACGGGGUUGCGGGCCCCAAAAACCUGGUGGACUCCACCGAAACGGAGCUGACGAUCGAUUUGUACGCGCGGCACUUCAACCCGGGUCUCGCGUACGUCCAGAUCGCGACCUCGGACCUCCUGAAGAUGUGCAACGUGAUGUACACCUGUAUCCACGAGAACGAGUUUCACGCCGGGGAGCUCGAGGACCACGAGGUGGACAUUCGGAUGGACCCGAAAGGCACCGACGUACUGGAGCGGCUGAUCAACUUCAUCCAGCCGGUGCCCUCCGUGCAGGCGGGAGAGAAGCGGCCGGAACGGUACGAGGACCUGCAGGUGCGGCUCUGGCCGCGCGAAAAGAUCAUCGCGAUCGAGCAGAACGAAUCGAUGCACAACUUCACGGUGGACCACCGCUUCAUCCUGCACUACCGCCUCUUGGAGGGCGACGACCAGUCGCUCCCCGGCCCCGUGCCCCUCACGUUUCGAGAAAAGUUCCUUCUGGAGGACAAAAAGAAGGUGCUGCCCAAGGACCAGAAGGUGGUCCUGCUGAACCGGAUGCGGGAGGUGUGUUUCUGCCGCGAGUCCCAGGUGAGCAUGCCCCGGUUUCUCACCGGCGCCGGGCAAAAGUCGCGUUCUGGGGUGCGGUAUGUGAAGCCCUACCAGCCUGCACCGGCACAGCUCCCCAAGGGUGCGCAAGCGUCGCUGAAACCCAUCCUCCCCUCGGACCAGGACGGUUUCCGGUUUCUGGAGCUGCUGCUCCGCGACGUGUCGGAGGUCAAGUCCAAGGACUUUUUAUCGCUCAAGUACGAGUUCGAGGAAAAGCAGCGCGUCUACCAGCAGCUGAUUCCCCCCAACUACGAGCUUGCGGACCGCUUGGAGCGCGCGAAGAAGGUGCUAGAUAUUCUGAAGACCGCGGGCGUGAAGGAGAAAGAGUUCGCCACUUACGUGGACGAGGCGCUGCAGGCCCGGGCGGAACACUUCGCAUACCUGGAGCAGGUCGAGAACGGCAAGCAGAAGGUGAUCGCCAGCAAGGAAUCCUACCGGAGCCAGAUGGCCAUCCUGGCCCAGACCACCGAGGAACUCUCGGAAUUCGCCCGUUUGGGGGCAAUCGAGAAGAGUAUCCGGCAGAAGGGCAUGGACUACAACCUGAAGCUGAAAAUCCCCUCCAUCGAGAAGGUGCUGCAAAAGCAGGUGGGCGGCAGCCUGCCGGCGUUCCGCCAGUACUCGGUCGGGUACCUGCGGGCGAAGAAAAUCGUGGUCCGGCUCGGGGAACACAUUGCGCCGGAUCUGGUGCGGAAUCUGCACCUGGAGUUUCGCCAGAUCAGCGAGUACAUCGGGAAGACCGUGUACAACCAGUGGGAAGUGUUGGUCAUGCACAAGGACGAGCGCAAUGCCCGGCGAAACUUGCUGACAUUCUACAUCACCAUGGAGGAGUUGGACCUCAUGCGAGAGAGCAGCGGAAAACUGGCGAAAAUGGACUGGGCGGACAAAUUCAUCACAUUCCAGUGCAACGCCCUGUUGCAAAUGCUCGUCCGCAUCUGAGGGCAUAAACAAAUUUGCCAUGCUGGAAGCACGAUACAACCAACUCGCUAC
Amoebophrya sp. A120 is the source of this 3826-nucleotide messenger RNA. The record is from the annotation of a GenBank genome assembly. NCBI's taxonomy places the organism in Eukaryota, Dinophyceae, Syndiniales, Amoebophryaceae.